Molecule: messenger RNA, 552 nt
Organism: Symbiodinium sp. CCMP2592
Lineage: Eukaryota; Dinophyceae; Suessiales; Symbiodiniaceae
Source: the annotation of a GenBank genome assembly
AUGGAGGUGAAGAUCUUGCAAGCUGAUGGACUGCCGCAGGAUGGGCUGAUCGCGUUCAAGGUAGGCUCAGAGAGGAAGCAGAACAAGAUGGAGGUGGGGCAUCCCUGCACCGUGAUGAUGCCAACAUCUGGACCCACCACAUGCUCAGUCAGUGUGCUGAAGAGCAUGGGUGGCGGCGAACUUCCUGUGCCAAAGACCGCAGAGGAAGGUGGAGGGAAGAUGAAGGUGCCUGUGGUCAAACCGGACGGAACGACAAGUGAGCUGCUCGUGCAGACGAGGCCUCUGCCGACCAAGUCGGCAGAAAUGGACGACGCCGCGAAGAAAAUGCAGGAGCAGGCACGCGAGACCGUCCAGGCUCUACUGUCAGAACUCCUCCGAGACCAACCCGCAGAUCCUUAUGCGUUCAUGCUGCAGCGUUUGAAGGCGUCCAAGGACAAUGGCGGCUUGAAGCCGUCAGAGGGCGACACCGUCAUGCUGCGAGCCUCGGACGGAGCUGCUGGAGCUUCAGUCACAAGCUUCGUCCGGGACGAGCUCAUGAACUGCAUCAAAUGA